Molecule: messenger RNA, 801 nt
Organism: Tarenaya hassleriana
Lineage: Eukaryota; Viridiplantae; Streptophyta; Magnoliopsida; Brassicales; Cleomaceae
Product: 60S ribosomal protein L14-1
Exons: 5
Coding region: 109-513 (134 amino acids)
Biological process (GO): ribosomal large subunit biogenesis; translation
Cellular component (GO): cytosolic large ribosomal subunit; ribosome
Molecular function (GO): RNA binding; structural constituent of ribosome
Source: RefSeq, a predicted model, not a curated record
ACCUAUGUUUCCUCUCAGGCAAACCCUAGGAGCCUUCUUCUCUUAGCUAAGCUGCCUCUUGUCCGCUUUCCUCUCUGAGCUCCGAGCGUUUUGUGCCAAUCCGUGGAAAUGGCGUUCAAGAGGUACGUGGAGAUAGGAAGAGUGGCUCUGGUCAACUACGGAAAGGAUUAUGGAAAGCUUGUCGUGAUCGUCGACGUCGUCGACCAGAACAGGGCUCUGGUUGAUGCCCCUGAUAUGGUGAGGACACAAAUGAACUUGAAGAGGUUGUCUCUGACUGAUAUAAAGAUCGACAUCAACAGGGUGCCUAAGAAGAAGAAUUUGAUCGAAGCAAUGGAUAAAGCUGAUGUGAAAAACAAAUGGGAGAACAGUUCCUGGGGUAGGAAGUUGAUUGUGCAGAAGAGAAGGGCUUCACUCAAUGAUUUUGACAGGUUCAAGAUCAUGUUGGCUAAAAUCAAGAGGGCGGGUGUUGUUAGACAGGAGCUUUCGAAGCUCAAGAAAGAGAGUGCCGCCUGAUAAGUUUGUCAUCGAUCAAAUCAUUAGAAACUCAGCAACUCUGAUUUGGAUUUCGUUAGUAUGAUGAGAUGGUUAAGUUUAGAACGUCUGUGUUAAAUUUUGCUGGUUUGUACCAUCUCUGAUUCAAUCGUUCUCUUUAUUGCUUUUUGGUAUCUUUUGAGAGCAUGUUUUUUUUAAAACUAUUUAUGCCCUGUGAUUUCAUCCAACAAUCAUCACGGAACCUGUGUUGUUUACGCAUGCUUUCACAUAGUUUUGUUUGAUUUGGUCAUUAUGCCCUUUGAUUUCUUC